Cariama cristata (Red-legged seriema) is the source of this 1135-nucleotide messenger RNA. RefSeq names its product poly [ADP-ribose] polymerase 1-like. NCBI's taxonomy places the organism in Eukaryota, Metazoa, Chordata, Aves, Cariamiformes, Cariamidae. The transcript has 4 exons. The record is from RefSeq and is a predicted model, not a curated record. Gene Ontology annotation, molecular function: NAD+ poly-ADP-ribosyltransferase activity. The coding region runs from base 5 to 382 and encodes 125 amino acids.
CUACAUGUUUGGGAAGGGCAUCUAUUUUGCAGACAUGGUAUCCAAGAGUGCCAACUACUGUCACACAUCUCAGGCUGAUCCCAUAGGCUUAGUACUACUGGGAGAAGUUGCCCUUGGAAAUAUGUAUGAGCUAAAGAAUGCUUCUCACAUAACAAAAUUGCCCAAGGGAAAACAUAGUGUGAAAGGCUUGGGCAAAACUGCACCUGAUCCCACAGCCACUACCACCCUUGGUGGUGUAGAAGUCCCCUUAGGGAAUGGGAUCUCAACAGGAAUUAAUGAUACCUGUCUUCUGUAUAAUGAGUAUAUUGUGUAUGAUGUUGCUCAGGUAAAUCUGAAGUACCUGCUGAAACUGAAAUUCAACUAUAAGACAUCACUCUGGUGAACAGUAUUUAGAAACCCUGUUAGAGUUAUACUGUAGUUACACUAUAGCGUUGACUUCUGACAUGCUUACGCAUUGACUUCUCUUACCAAGAUAUCAAGAGCUAAACUGCAGAAGAGGUUACUAAAUCCUAUUUAGUAAAACACGUAGUGAAAGUUUUAUAUAAAUGUGUGGCAACACAUGGACCUGAAUUCUGGUGAGAAAGAGUACCUGGUUUUGUUUUAUACCACUUCUAAUUUGGGGGCUUUCAAGUGUUUCUUUUAAUUGACCAAACUGACAAAAAAAAAUCAAGCUUGUGUUUUUAGCCAAACAGAGCUGGGCAAUAGCAGGAGAAGGAACUUGAGGAUGUUUGCGAUAUUAGCUUUGUUAAGGUUCCCUCUUGUUUAAGAUACCCUUUUUCGGUUUUCAUUUGAAUAAAUGAUAAAUGUGCAUUUAUUUUGAGGUAAAAAAUAAAAGCUAAUUUCAUACUAACAGCUUUAUGUUUCAAAACUUCCAAAUUGUUUUGGUUUUGAGUCAUGAUUUAAAUGUAUUUGGUAGAAUGUUCUUAAACAUGAUGUCUCUCUCUGAAGAUCAAAUGCCAAAUAUUGAAAUCUGUAGUCACGUUUCAGGAAGUCAUGGUGAAAUGAAAAUUUGGACUUUCCACUGAGACUUCAUCUGUUAAGAGUUGGUGUGGUAAACAUGGAAAAUGAACUUGUGGCUGUUUGAAUUUAGUAUUAGCCCCAAUAAACCUCCUUUAAAUAUCUACCUUCAACAUGA